Molecule: messenger RNA, 3935 nt
Organism: Hippopotamus amphibius kiboko
Lineage: Eukaryota; Metazoa; Chordata; Mammalia; Artiodactyla; Hippopotamidae
Gene: TNFAIP2
Product: TNF alpha induced protein 2
Exons: 13
Coding region: 170-2272 (700 amino acids)
Biological process (GO): exocytosis; exocyst localization
Cellular component (GO): exocyst
Molecular function (GO): SNARE binding
Source: RefSeq, a predicted model, not a curated record
CCGGCUCUGUCGGCACGGCGGCGGCCCGGCCCGGACACAAGUCAAGGCCUGGGAUGGGGCCAAGGGGGCUGCUGCAGGACCUUGAAGGGUGAAGAGAUUUUGUGCCACAGAGGCGAGGAGGCAGCGAUGCCAUGCGGGGACCCGCAGGAGCCAGGCCUGAGCCGGGGUGAUGCUGAAGAUGAUGACCUUCUUCCAAGGCCUUCCAGGCCAGCCGUCUGUGCCAGGGGCCCUUGACUUCCCCAGAAGCCCCCCGAAGGUGCCCUCCACCUCAGAGGCAGAGUCAGAAGCCUCCAUGUCGGAAGCCUCCUCCGAGGACCUGGUGCCACCCCUGGAGGCUGAGGUAGCCCCAGACAGGGACGAAGAAGAGGCCGUGAAGAAGAAGGAGAAGAAGGAGAAGAAGGAGAAGAAGAAGAAGUCGAAAGGCCUGGCCAACAUGCUUAGCGUCUUCACUAGGAAGAAGAAGGGUCAGCCCAGUUCCGCAGAGACAGAGGGCGACUCUGAGUCCCAGCCCCAGCCGGCCAGCCCGCUGCCCACAGUGGAGGAGCUCAAGGCGGACCUGGAGCGCGGACGGCUGGAGGCGGCGGGGCCGCUGCUGGCGCUGGAGCGGGAGCUGCGGGCGGCGGCGGCGGCGGGCGGCGCGCGCGAGGAGGAGCUGGUGCGGCGCCAGAGCAAGGUGGAGGCGCUGUACGUGCUGCUGCGCGACCAGGUGCUCGGCCUGCUGCGCCGGCCGCUGGAGGCGGCGCCCGAGCGGCUGCGCCAGGCGCUGGCCGUGCUGGCCGAGCAGGAGCGCGAGGACGGCGCGGCGGCCGCGGGGCCCGGGCCCCCGGCGCUGGCGGCCACGCGGCCCCGGCGCUGGCGGCAGCUGUGGCGGCGCGGCGUGGCGCAGGCGGCCGAGGAGCGCCUGGGCCGGCGGCCGGCCGCGGCGGCCGAGGGCCGCACGGAGGCCGAGCGCGCCUUCCUGCACAUGGGCCGCACCAUGAAGGAGGACCUGGAGGCCGUGGUGGAGCGGCUGAAGCCGCUGUUCCCCGCCGAGUUCCACGUGGUGGCGGCCUACGCCGAGAGCUACCACCAGCACUUCGCGGCCCAGGUGGCGGCCAUGGCGCAGUUCGAGCUGUGUGAGCGCGACACCUACAUGCUGCUGUUCUGGGUGCAGAACCUCUACCCCAAUGACGUCAUCAACAGCCCCAAGCUGGCUGCCGAGCUGCAGGGAGUCAGGCUGGGGAGCCUCCUGCCCCCCAACCAGAUCCGGCUGCUGGAGGCCACGUUCCUCUCCAAUGAGGCGGCCAGUGUGAGGGAGCUGAUGGCCCGUGCCCUGGAGCUGGAGUCAAAGCGCUGGACCCAGGAUGUGGCUCCGCAGAGGCUGGACGGCCACUGCCACAGUGAGCUGGCCAUCGACAUCAUCCAGAUCGUCUCCCAGGGCCAGGCCAAGGCCGAGAGCAUCACCCUUGACCUGGGCACACAGAUAAAGCACAUACUGCUGGUGGAGCUGGCCUCGUUCCUCAGGAGCUACCAGCGCGCCUUUGAUGAAUUUCUGGAAAGAUAUAAACAGCUGAGAAAUUACAGGGCCAAUGUCAUCGCCAACAUCAACAACUGCCUCUCCUUCCGGAUGUUCGUGGAGCAGAAGUGGCAGACACCGCAGGACCUCCCGAGCCACCUGAUGAGCCCCCUGAAAGAGCUCAAGAGUCAUGGCUUUGAUACGCUGCUCCAGAACCUGUUUGGGGACCUGAAGCCACUGUUCAAGAGGUUCACGCAGACCCGCUGGGCGGCCCCCACGCAGACCCUGGAGGAAAUCAUCUUCACCGUUGGCCAGAGGCUGCCAGAGUUCUCGGGAUUGCAGGGCUGUUUCCGGGAGGAGCUCAUGGAGGUGGUACACCUGCACCUGGUGAAGGAGUACAUCAUCCGGCUCAGCAAGCGGCGCCUGGUCCUCAAGACGGCGGAGCAGCAGCAGCAGCUGGCGGAGCACAUCCUGGCCAACGCCAGGCUCAUCCAGGACUUCUGCACUCAGAGCGGCUCCCCGGCAACCUGGCUGCACAACGCCAUCCCCACUCUCGCCGAGAUCGUUCGCCUGCAAGACCCCAGUGCCAUCAAGAUCGAGGUGGCCACGUAUGCCACCUGGUACCCUGACUUCAGCAAAGGCCACCUGAGUGCCAUCCUGGCCAUCAAGGGAAACCUGUCCAACAGUGAGGUCAAGAGCAUCCGGAGCAUCCUGGAUAUCAACACGGGGGUGCACGAGCCCUCCAAGUCCCUGUUUUCACUUAUAAAGGUUGGUUAGCUUCUUCUGCGGCCUGACCUGCUUGUGAGCGCCUGGUGAGCACCGGACGCCACCCCCUUGGGGGGCCGUUCAGACCAGCAGCAACUCCACAGCCCCCACGGCCCCUCAUGGGCAUCCUGUCUUCUGCUGCUGCUUCAGCUCAGCGCUGGCCAAGGCGCGGGCCCCGGAACUGGACCGCUGGAACUGGACAGCCCUGGCUUCUUUGCCCCUCCCGUGGGGCAGGAGCUGUGGGGAGCCGCGGAGGCCACACAUGAGGAGCUCUCUGCAGAGGACAGUGGAUAUUGCACGCACUGAAGGAGGGGCCAGGAGGGGGCGUGGCCAGGGGAGAGCUCCGGGGUCACCGCCGGACGCCGGGGUCACUGCGGGGUCCUCCCACAGGCUGCCUCAGACCUGCCCUCCUCAGCCUGGGUCUCGGCGCCGCCUCAGCUCCCUGGGCCGGGGCCCCAGCAUCACCCCUCCUGCCUCCUCUGGUCCAGGGCUGCUCUGAGCUCAGCCAGGGCAUGGAAUGCAAGGCAGAAUGGAGGAGAAAAAAGGGAAAGAUAUGCUCUUAUCUGGGGCCUGGAAAGAGGCCUGGGGGGUCACACGGCAAGCUGGGGGCAGAGUGACAUCAGAGCCCCUGCGGCUCAGCCCCUGGCCCCUGUCUGGUUCCCCACGGGCUUCCCCCGAGGAUGGGCCCGGGAGAGGCAAGGAUCUCCUGGCUUUUCUUGGGCUCCGCCUUCCCCACACGGGGACAGGCCCAGGGCUGCCUCCGCGGGGCCUUCCCUGGAAGUCAGGCUGAGGUCUGGGCAGGGCAGGCUCGACCUUUGAUGGCUUUGGCCUCUGGAUUAGUUUCCUAUUGCCACUUUAACAAAUUUCCACAAACGUAGUAGCGUAAAACAAGAAUUCAUCUUUUAGUUAGGAGCUCCGAAGUCUGAUGUGGGUCUGGUGGGCUAAAGCCAAGCCGUCCGCCGGGCUGGUUCCUUUUGGAAGCUCUGGAGAGGAAUGUCCUUGCCUUUUCCAGUUUUUAGAGGCUGGCCUCCCAUGUCUCUCUGCCUGUGGCCCCGUCCAUCUCCAAAGCCAGCAAUGGCCAGUCGAAUCCUUUCCACAUCUCAGCACUCCUCUCCUGCCUCCCUCUUCCACGUUAAGAAACCCUAACCUUUGACCCACCCAGACAAUAACCUUUGACCUCUUCCAGGAUCCUCUUCUGCUGUUAAGGUCAGCUGAUUAGCAACCUUAACUCCACCGACACCUUAACGCCUCUUUGCUGUGGAACCUAACACAGUCACGGGUCCAGGGAUGAGGACGUGGGCGUCUUUGUGGGGGGGCAUUCUGUGCUCACCACAGCCUCCCCCCGUCCCCUGCCCCGCGGGGUGCCUUGUCCUACCCCAGGAAAACAUGGGUUCAGUUACCCUCGGCCUCUGCUUACCCCAGAGCCGCUCGGCACAGGGUCAGAUCAGCCUUAGGCCGACUCCACUUCGCCUGUGCCUCUGGGGACUCCGUGACGGGGUUUGCAGCCAGCUCUCUUGGGUUUUUCUCCCUCUUUCCAGGUACUGUGGCCAGAAACUGGCCUGUGUAAAUGGUGCACAAAGGCCUUUGUACAUUUGCAGGAGUUAGCAUGUUUGAUGUUAUUAUUUUUUUAAUUGUACUGCUGUUAUAUGUGUUUUUGUAGAAAAAGAUCUUGGUU